Messenger RNA from Aspergillus luchuensis, 1128 nucleotides. RefSeq lists its product as uncharacterized. Lineage: Eukaryota; Fungi; Ascomycota; Eurotiomycetes; Eurotiales; Aspergillaceae. The transcript is spliced from 3 exons. The record is from RefSeq and is a predicted model, not a curated record. The coding region runs from base 1 to 1128 and encodes 375 amino acids.
AUGGCGAACAAUACCAGCGCCAUGGAUGCGCUUCUGAGCAACCAUUCCCGUGAGAAUCGGGGACCCGAGGUUCUGGCAGCAUGCAUCAUUAGCAUGUUCUUCUGUGUGCUGGCUACUGUGGUCCGCCUCGUGGCCCAGGCCACCAUCCGCCGCCUCUUCACACCAGAUAGUAUCCUUAUCAUAUUUGCAUCCAUACUAGCCCUGGCAGUGUCCAGUUGCACCAUUGCUGCUGUGAAGAAUGGACUAGGUCGCCAUGAGUACUGGGUUAUGAAGGAGGAUCCCCAUCCCCCCGAGAGAACGGCGUUCAUUUUCGAGAUGGGCUAUGUGGUUACCGUGUUGCAAGCCGCAGCCCUCAUGUUCAACAAGCUUUCUAUCCUCUUCUUCUACCAGCGCGCCUUCACCUCCAUCAUAAGAUCCCUACGCUACACCAUCUGGGCCCUCUUUGUCUUCUGCACGGGGCUAGGUGUCGGAUCUACCGUCGCGUUUAUUUGCGCCUGCGUACCACCUCAAAUGUUCUGGUUACGCGUAUAUCCGAUCUUCGGCUUUGAACCCCCGGAGCCCUUGCACGGACACUGCGAGCCCCAGCGCUUGCAUUUGGGCGUUCCCCUACUUCUCGAUCUGUUCUCCGAAGUGGUUAUGCUCUUGGUCCCGGUAUUUGUUCUUUGGAAUCUCCAGAUGCCGUGCCGCAAGAAGGCUGCGGUGAUCUUUACGUUUUCGUUGGGUGCGUUCGUGACAGCCAUCUCGGCGGUGCGUUUCUAUUAUUCAUGGAAACUAGAGAACGGGGGAGAUUUGUCUUGGGAUGACACGGACAGUUAUAUGUGGAAUAGUGUGCAGCUCUGCUGGGGUGUGGUGACAGCGUGUAUCCCUGCAUCAGCGCCGUUGCUGCGCGUGGUCCAGAAAUCAACCACGGUAUCUAAGUCCCGCCGUCCGUUCAAACCACAUGGGUAUAUGAUGUCGACGAACGGUCGGGUUGCCCAAGGCAAAGGGCAAAGACAUGCGCAGCGCCUCGAUAGUGUAACUGAGCUGACUAACAGUUCUUGGGAUGAGGGGGAAUCGGGCCCAUGGACGAACUCUGCUGAUCCAUCGCUGGAGCUUGAGGAGGGCAGGAGGAACAAGCAUCAGCCAUGA